This is a messenger RNA of Anopheles cruzii, 1566 nucleotides long. RefSeq names its product myrosinase 1-like. The record is from RefSeq and is a predicted model, not a curated record. The transcript is spliced from 5 exons. Bases 44 to 1546 code for a protein of 500 amino acids. NCBI's taxonomy places the organism in Eukaryota, Metazoa, Arthropoda, Insecta, Diptera, Culicidae. Gene Ontology annotation, molecular function: beta-glucosidase activity. Gene Ontology annotation, biological process: carbohydrate metabolic process.
GCGUCGUCGGUACAUGCAGAUCGGAUCGGGCUAAGGCGCAGCGAUGAAAGAAAUCUACGCUACGAUCCUGGUGGCUUCGGUCAUUCUAGUGGCCCAGGGUGGCCGACAGUUUCCAGCACACUUUCGGUUCGGUGUCGCUACGUCCUCGUACCAGAUCGAGGGAGGAUGGAACGAGGAUGGUAAGGGUGAGUCGAUCUGGGAUCGGUUGACGCACGAGAAGCCUCACAAAAUAGCCGAUGGCUCCAAUGGAGACAUAGCCUGCGAUAGCUACCAUCAGUGGCAACGUGAUGUGGAGAUGGUUCGCGAACUGGGAGUGGACUACUAUCGCUUCUCACUCGCCUGGAGCCGUAUCAUGCCAACCGGAAUGAGCAACAACGUUAACGAAAAGGGCAUCGAGUACUACAACCAUCUCAUCAACGGGCUGCUGGCCUAUAACAUUACGCCGAUGGUGACCCUGUACCAUUGGGAUCUGCCAGAGCGGCUACAAGAGAUGGGCGGCUGGACCAAUCGGGAGAUUAUCGAGUACUUCCGGGAGUAUGCAAUGGUUGCCUUCGCUCGGUUUGGCGAUCGAGUCAAGUUUUGGACAACGUUCAACGAACCGAAGCAGACUUGCAAGGAGUCGUACGAACAGGAUGCUAUGGCUCCGGGGUAUGAGUUCCCCGGGGUGUACAGCUACCUCUGUUCGCAUCAUGUGCUGCUUGCGCAUGCCGAUGCUGUUGAAGUGUAUAGAAAGAAUUUCCAGGGCCCUCAAAGCGGAGUCAUCGGAAUGGUUGUUGACUCUUCGUGGAGCGAACCCAACACGCCAGCGGAUGAGGAAGCCUCCGAACGAUCCAUGCAGUUUACUCUUGGAAUCUACAUGCAUCCGAUUUACCACGGGAACUACCCGGCGGUGAUGAUCGAGCGCAUCGGGAACCUGAGCGCCCGCCAAGGCUUCCACAAGUCGCGUCUGCCCUCGUUCACGCCGGAAGAAAUCGCAAAAGUGAAAGGAUCGUCCGACUACUUCGGAUUCAAUGCGUACACCACGCGGCUGGUGUGGCAAAAUGGAGAUGCCAAUCCGGGCCACUUUGGUGAACCUUCUUUCGAUCACGAUCGCGAUGUGUAUGAUUACAUUGACCCCGCUUGGCCGUCGACUGCUUCGCCGUGGCUCAAGGUGUAUCCCCGAGGGAUGUACAGCGUGCUGCGAUGGAUACGGCGCGAGUACAACAAUCCACCGGUCUUUAUCACCGAGAACGGCGUCAGCGAUCGGGACGGUACCCGAGAUUUACAGCGAGUGGAGUACUUCAACUCAUAUCUGGAGGCCGUCCUCGAUGCGAUCGAUGAUGGGUGUGACGUGCGAGGUUAUACUGCGUGGUCGCUUAUGGAUAACUUCGAGUGGCGCGCUGGCUACUCGCAACGGUUUGGACUCUACUAUGUGGACUUCAAGGAUCCAGCUCGACCGCGGUACGCCAAAAUGUCGGCCAAAGUUUACGCGAACAUUGUCCGAACCCGCUCCGUCGAUCCAGACUAUCUCCCGGAACCGGACGUUCUGAUUCCUGACGGGGAGUGAUGUUUGGUGUUGACAGUAGA